This is a messenger RNA of Lates calcarifer (barramundi perch), 792 nucleotides long. RefSeq lists its product as uncharacterized. The transcript has a single exon. The coding region runs from base 122 to 676 and encodes 184 amino acids. Gene Ontology annotation, molecular function: MAP kinase tyrosine/serine/threonine phosphatase activity. The record is from RefSeq and is a predicted model, not a curated record. Gene Ontology annotation, biological process: protein dephosphorylation. Lineage: Eukaryota; Metazoa; Chordata; Actinopteri; Centropomidae.
UCACACAAGUUUGGCCUUCCUCGGUUGCCUUACUAAUGGCAGUAGCAGGCAGUUACGCACUACCUCAGCCGGGAUAUUUGCGACAUUUUGCAGCGGUAGAUUUUGAAAUUAGUCGCUGUUUAUGCAUCAGUCGGGUCUCGCAGGUCUCUCCGGCCUGUGCCAAGUCACAGAUCAUCUUUAUCUCAGUAAUGGCAGAGCGGCUAAUGAUGCCGCUCAGGUGACUCGGUGUGAGAUCACCUGCAUCGUCAACGUUACCGAGACCAGGAGCAGCUGCUCUCCACAUCUUCCUCCCGGGGUGGAGUCCUACAUCCACAUCCCGGUCUCGGACUCCACGGCGUAUCCUCUCAGCGAUCACUUUGACGAGGUGGCAGAUAAAAUACAGCACAUUGCAGAGCUCGGAGGUCGGACGUUGGUGCACUGCAACGCCGGCGUGAGUCGAUCCGCCGCCCUGUGUAUCGCCUACCUGAUGAAGUACCGCGGUGUGACCCUGCUGGAGGCCCACAGGUGGGUGAAGACCUGCCGACCCAUUGUCAGGCCGAAUAAUGGCUUCUGGAAGCAGCUCGUCCGAUAUGAGAUGGAGCUUCGUGGGUGCAACUCUGUCAAAAUGGUCUCGUCUGCCAUUGGAGAGAUACCAGACAUAUAUGAAGAGGAGGCCAGAAAUAUGAUGCCACUAUGACAACCUACUGUGCGCACUGAGGAGUGGGACAUUGUUUCACAGUGAUGGCAUGUAACGUGUCGCCUAUGCAGUAGCAAUAAGAAUAAAGCUACUUUUCAUGCGAAGGCACAUAAAGA